AUGCUCAAAUUUUUGCUCUUUUUUGUUGUGACAUUUUUGGCCCGGGCUCAGGCUCAAUUUGAGCCUGAAAAUGGAAAUGAGUUCACAUUUUUGAGCGAGCAAGAUUUCCGUAAUGCUCUUUUACUACCAAAUGUGCAUUUUUUGAGAAGGCCCACGAGAAGCUUGAAAAAUGAUAUGAGAUUUAAAUGGCAGGUAAGUUAGGGGGCGAAAAUUAGGGUUACUGUAGGUUUUGGCGUGAAAAAUUUUGAAUAUUUGGAAAAAAUGCUUGAAAAUUUGCUUGAGCAAAUAUUUGUUCAAUUAAAAUGCUGUGAAUUGUUAGCAGGAGUACUGUAGGCUUGAAAUUAUGAGAUUACUGUAGAUUAGAAAUUUUGAAACGUUACUGUAGGCUUGAAAUUAUGAGAUUACUGUAGAUUGCAAAUUUUGAAAGGUUACUGUAGAUCACAAUUUUGCGAGAAAAUUCGAGCACUGGGUUACUGUAGGUAUAUCAAGCAAAAAUACUCUAACCUUUUCUACAGUACCCCUAGAGACUAUGUCUACAGUAACCCUCUUCUGUAGAUUACAAAUUCCCGCGCAGAUUUUUUUGAUUCUUCGUAUUACUGUAGUUCAAAAUUUAGGAGGUUACUGUAGACUUUAGAUUGAUUGAACUACAGUAAUCUAGUCAGUUUUCGACCUACAGUAAUCCGCAAAAAACUACUGAAAGUGGAAAUUUUGGUCUACAAAAUAAAAGUACUGUAACCUACAGUAACCCGAAUUUUUUUCCAGCGCACAAAACGUGGCGGCGGUGUGGCUGUGCUUUCGGACAAAGAUAAAUGGCCACUUGGCCGUGUGCCAUACGUGCUCUCAAGUGCCUACAGUAAGUUUUGGCGGGCGAAAAUUCAAAUAAAAUUCAAAUUUUUCUUGCAGCAACCGCGCAACGUGCGGUGAUCGCAAGCGCAUUCGAUGCGUACGCCAAGAAGACGUGCGUCAAAUUUGUGCCGAAGACGGCGAUGGACAAGGAUUAUAUUGUGAUACAGAAGUUGGAUGGGUUAGUGAUGGGGAGGGGGAGGCAGAGAAACGAGAGAGGGAUAGAGACGCAGAGAAACUGGCCGCUGAAGUGGUAGAUAGUGCCGCUGAAGCGGAAGCUUGCGGUCUACACUUGCUUCGCUCGAGCUAGAGACGCAGAGAUAUCAGACAGCUAGAGAGCUAGAGACGCAGAGAAAUUAGACAGCUAGAAAGUUAGAGACGCAGAGAUGUCAGACAGCUAAAGGUUAGAGACGCAGAGAAAUCUUAGCGGGAAUUUGAAAAAUUCAAAUUUAUUUAUUUUUCAAAUUAAAUUUCAAAUUUAUUUAUUUUUCAAAUUAAAUCAAUAUUAAUUAAUAAUUCAUUAAUAAUCUAGAUUACUGUAGAUAAAAAAGUAAUUAAAUAAUUAAUUAAUUAGAAAUUAAAAUUCUGAAAAAAUAGCUCAAAAAAAUUUUCCAGAAAAAUUCUAGAACUUAGCCCAACUCAAAAAAAAAUUCUUCUUCCAGAUGUUACGCCGAUUUUUCACGUGUCGGUGGACGUCAACAAGUUUCACUGGCUGAUGAAUGUAUUGAUUAUGCGACUAUUAUUCAUGAAAUGAUGCAUGUUAUUGGUGAGUUAGGCUAACUAGGCUUAGCGCCGGGAAUUUUUGGAAAACUUAAAAAAUUCAAUGAGAAAUCAUUGCUCAUGUUAGAGAAUCCAAAGUUUGAGGAUUUUCAGGUUGCACAAUUUUUUGAAACAGUAAAUUUUUUCAAAAUUUAUUUUCAUGACAACAUUGCUAUUCUCCAAACAAAAUGAAAUGUUUCUUCAAGAUUUUAGACAAUUUUUUGAAACAGUAGAUUUUCUAGUAAUCAUGGUGUGAAUAUUUUUCAAAAUUUGAUGAAAAUUGAUGUUAUUUUUUUGAAACAGUGAGGUUUUGGUUUUGAAAAAAAAAAUCCGUAAAAAAUUUAAAAUUAGAAAAAAAAACACGGCAAAAAAAUCGGGUUAGUGCCCAAAAAUCAGAAUCCUUUUUUGAAUAAAAUAUUUUGGCGCCCUCUCUGCGUCUCUAACUCUCUAGCUGUCUGACUUCUCUUCGUCUCUAACUCUCUAUCUGUCUAACUUCUCUGCGUCUCUAGCUGUCUGCUUUCUCUGCGUCUCUAGUUCUCUGUUUUCUCUGCGUCUCUAGCUCGAGCGAAGCGAGUGCGGUUUGCAAGCUUCCGCGUUAGCGGUCAGUUUAUCUGCGUCUCUAGCUCUCUCUAGCUGUCUAACUUCUCUGCGUCUCUAGCUCGAGCGAAGCGAGUGUAAACCGCAUUCUUCCGCGAAGCGGCCAGUUUCUCUGCGUAUCUAACCUUCUAGAUGUCUGACUUCUCUGCGUCUCUAACUCUCUAGCCCUCUCUGAUUUCUCUGCGUCUCUAGGUCGAGCGAAGCGAGUGUAAACCGCAAGCUUUCGCGUCAGCGGCCAGUUUCUCUGCGUCUCUAACUCUUAUAUUUCUCCAGGUUUCAUCCACGAACAUCAACGCGAAGAUCGCGACAAUUACGUCCAAAUAAUCUACAAAAAUGUGAUUCCCGGAGCCAACACCGAUUUCGACAAACUCUCCAAUUUGGGCCUCUCAUACUAUGGAGAAAAAUACGAUUAUAUGUCAAUAAUGCACUAUGAAUCGAAUGAGGGAAGUCGAAACGGCCAAAACACAAUUGAGGCCGUCAAUUCGCAUUUCACCGAUUUGAUGGGAAAGACUAGCGAUUUUUCGGCAAGUGAUUUGAGACGGGUUAAUCGAGCUUAUAAGUGUCAUCGAAGCAAUUUUUUGAGCUUUGUUAAUUAG
Messenger RNA from Caenorhabditis angaria, 2795 nucleotides. NCBI's taxonomy places the organism in Eukaryota, Metazoa, Nematoda, Chromadorea, Rhabditida, Rhabditidae. The record is from the annotation of a GenBank genome assembly.